AUGAGUGAUGACAAUGAAAGCUCAAGCUCAUUUCCAAUUGGGAAAACUGCACAAGAGAUGGGGCUAUCAUAUGUCCCAAAGUGUUACAUCAUGCCACCUUCCCAAAGGCCUAGUUUGAACUCCGAGUUUGCAAAGGUACCUGUGAUUAAUUUGGGGGAUACAAAUGAUAUUGUUAAUGAUCCCCUCGUGGAGAGAUCAAUAAUCAUCCAUGAUAUUGCUAACGCUUGUCGCCGCAAUGGUUUUUUUCAAGUUAUCAACCAUGGAAUAUCCCAAUCUAUAUUAGAUGGAGCACUUUCCGCCGCGUUUGGUUUCUUCGAGCUCCCAAAUGAGGAUAAAGAAAAAUUUAUGUCGAAUGAUGUGUACAAGCCUGUUCGUUAUGGCACGGGCUUGAAGGAUGGUGAAGACAAAGUUCAGUUCUGGAGGGUCUUCCUCAAGCACUAUGCAAAUCCUCUCAAUGAUUGGAUUAAACUGUGGCCUCAAAAUCCACAAGACUACAGGGAAAAGAUGGGGAAAUAUGCAGAGGAAAUACAAAAGCUAGCUAUCAAAAUCAUGGGCAUGAUCACUGAAGGCCUAGGACUUGGUCCAACAUAUCAAAGCAAAAAUGUGAAGGAUGGAAUGAAUGUAAUUGCUGUCAAUUGUUAUCCUCCAUGCCCUCAACCAAGCCUUGCACUUGGGCUGCCACCACAUUCAGACUACAGUAUCCUUACAAUCACCCUUCAAAGCUCCAUUGGACUACAAAUUUUGGACACACAAGAUAACGAAUGGAGAGGAGUCCAAAACCUUCAUGGUAGCUUACAAGUUCAUGUAGGUGACCAUCUUGAAGUACUAAGCAAUGGAUUGUACGAAAGUGUGGUACACAGGGUGACAUUGAACUCUCAUAAAACAAGAUUUUCAGUUUCUAGUUUGCAUAGUUUGGGAAUGGAUGAGAAAAUGAAGACAGCUGAAGAGUUAGUGGAUGAUGAACAUCCAAAGAGGUAUAAAGAAAGCAGCUUCUCAGAUUUUCUCAAAUUUCUACAUGAGAAUGAUAUUGGACAAGGCAGAAGCUUCCUCAUGACACUCAAGAAAAACUAGAAUGUUGUCUGUAAGUCUUAAAACUAAAUAUGGAAUAAAAGGAAACAGAGCACUGAGUUGUAUAAUGACUAGUGAGUUUAGUUUUUCUUUCACU
Solanum dulcamara is the source of this 1165-nucleotide messenger RNA. RefSeq names its product flavanone 3-dioxygenase 3. The transcript has 3 exons. The record is from RefSeq and is a predicted model, not a curated record. NCBI's taxonomy places the organism in Eukaryota, Viridiplantae, Streptophyta, Magnoliopsida, Solanales, Solanaceae. Bases 1 to 1071 code for a protein of 356 amino acids.